AUGGACCAGCUGACCCCAUUAGUACGCGGAUAUAAAACAUUUUUUUGUUUCGUGCAAAUAAAAGAUGUUAUUUUCCCGAAAAUUCCAAAAAGUACGCUGAGAUCCUGGAUGAAGGAUAUCAAUAUUUCGUCCGUCCCUGCUUAUCCUGAAGAAAGAGAUUACCUGAAAUUAGUAAUUCCGAACUUAUCCGGGGCGUUUGGUUUGCUUGAAGAAAGGGAUCUCACCAAACUACUUCAGCUAAAGGACAGAAAGGAACUAAAGACGAAACAACGUUUCUCAACGUCCACUCCGGCAAAAGGUACGCAUUUUACAACUUUCGCUGCCGAUGUAAAAAUUACGAAAAUUAAUUUCAGAACACCGAUUCCGUGUGGGUUGUUUCAACCAAUAUGUACUUACAAUGCAGUUCGCCUGUUGAAUUGUAUCCAAACCUCCUGUCAUUCUUCAUUAGAUGCAAAGUCUGUUUCGCUGGUUGCAGAAUAUUCUGAUGCUACAUCUGAGGACGAGUGCGCGGCCACCUCUGAACCACCUCUAAAGAAACGUAAAUAUCCGUCGUUCACAGGUAAUAACUUUACUAUUCCUUCAAUUAUUACAAUCUACUAGGAGGUGCAUUCAGCACAGUUCCUUUGAACGAGCACUGGCAAUUGGAAAUGUUUGACUUGAAAGAAACCUGGAUUGAAACACCGGCUGUGCCCUAUACUGGAUUUAACAAAGACCUAUUUUUUUAUUAGAUUUGGAAAAUAGUCCGUGCAAAAGUGACAAGUCCCACGAUCUUAGCUCAGAUGUAUGGCAAGUUUUAGGUAAGUAAACAGCUCGAAUCUUCAUUUCUGAUGCCAGAUUGCAAGUGCGUACUGCGAUACUCCAUUUUACAGCAAUACUCAGCUUAAUCUUUUUGUCUGCCGUAGGCGACAUUGGAGAGACAGACCAUCGUUCGCACGAGGAAUCUUCAAACAAUUCAGCUGGAGUGCAUACACGUAAGUAAAUGACUUGUUAUUUGAAGCCACGUGUAAAAUGUAAAGUACGUAUAGAAAUUGAUUGUACAUUAUUCAUUUUUUAUCAGAUGCUACCUCGGGUGGUCAUCGUGAAUUACAGCAACCGACAACUCCAUUAGGUAAGUUUGUCUAAAUAGCUUGAAUCUCAAACGUCUCGAGAGUGGAUGCGAAAUGAAGUCAUAGCUUGAAUCUCUAUUUCACUGCAGUACUGAAUUUAUUCUUUUUUUCUACGUAUAGUCCACAAUGAAGAGACAGACGAUCUUUUGCACGAGGUAUCUUCAAACAAUUCAACUGCAUUGCGACAACCGUCCCAUACGAGUAAGUAAAUGGCUCAUUACUUGAUGUCGCACACGCGUAAAAUGUAGUAAAUUACGUAUAUUAACAGUCGAUUGUACAAUAUACAGUCCCUGUGAAUUACGGCAAUUGACAGCUCCUUUAGGUGGGACACACACACGCAUGCAACUUACGUUUUUUCAUCACAGCCACUUCCAUUUAGCUUGUAGCAGGCAAUAGUCUAAUCUGCAGUCCUGGUGGAAACAGGCAGCAUGAUGGGGUAUGUUCCCUACCCCUUCACCAGUAUCCCUAGAAACGUUAAGAUGUGUAAGUUAUUUCCUUGAAGAGGACAUAUCAUUCCUUUCGCGCUUUCAGUGCAUGCUUGACAGCAUACGUUAAUUGUUCAUUGUUUGCUUGCUUGCUAGAUGUUGAAGACACAACUCAGGUUUCGGAGAGAAGCCUAUCGCAGAGGGGGUCUGCAUAUCGAUUGCAAGAUAAAGACAUGUCGCCAGAAUUGAAAGCAGAGGUAAAAAAUUUGAUCGAGUUUUACCGAAAACCAUUAAAUCCAAAUCGUGAUGGCAUGCCAUUAGCAACUUCAACGAUUGAAAAGAUGGACGAACGAUGCCGCUGUUUUCUUUAUUACGUUCGUUAUGUGCACAAAUCGGAGAAGCAGCUAACGCUUCGCUUGUGCAACGAUACAGAUUUAGUUCUACAGUACAUCACCUUCUUAAAGGACAAUCGGAAGUUAAAACCUUCCACGUUAAGUAGAAUAAUAAGUGUCCUUAUUAGCAUUGUAAAAUUUAAUUAUGGUAAAACAAGUGUCGAUCACAGUACUUUGCCAGAGAUAAUCUUUCUACGGCGCUUACAGAGUCAACUGGAGCGAGAGAACCGACUCUUGUCUCAUAAACGUAAAGAAGGUAUGUCGAAACAAGCGCGCACGUUUUACCACGCGAACAUCUUGGACGCACUAAAAAGCUUGCGUUGCAAGUUCGAAGAAUGUUCAGGCCCUCAACAGGUUAGACACCUGCAUGAUUUUUUGAUAAUUUCUUUAUUCGUGACCGUUAUGCCUGGCAGAUCAAAAGAAUUACGAACCUUACAAAUACAUGACGAAGGGCGGCAGGGUGAGUUCGAUAAGCAAUCUGCAUACGGAAAGAACGUUAUUAAUUUCGCCGUGAACGGUUCUAUCACUAUGUUUCAAACUGACUACAAGACUGCAGAUAAGUACGGAGCGGCCACUUCAACAAUCGAUAGCGAUGAAAUGCUUGCGUAUUACUUGAAAUUGUAUUUAAAGAAACGAAUUUCGUUGCUUGUAGGAAAGAGUCACAACUACUUUUUCGUAUCCUACAGAGGGGAAGCAUUUUCGUCUAGCGGUCCGUUUUCAAAAUACGUUAGCGACAUUUUCCAACGCGAAGUUUCGAUUAGGGCCGGGACGACAGCAUUGCGACAUGCAAUUUUGACCUAUUUCAAUUCGCUUGACGAAUCAAAAGACGAAAGUUUGAGGGAGAGUUUGGCGACUUUAAUGAAACAUUCGGUACGCUAUCAAAAGACAAUUUACGACGACAGGUCCCAUGAAGAGCGAACAAAAUUAGGGCGAAAAUUUAUGCACGAGAAAAUUUCAAACGGUGUUUUUUCAGAGGAAGAGGAGUGUAUUUCGGGUGAGGCAAAAGUUUCGGAUGACGAAAGCAGCGUAGAAAUUCCCAUUCGUAUAAAUGACAUAUGUUGUCUGUUAGAUCCGAUUUCAACACCACAAGACAUUCGGAUUUUUGUAGCAAAAGUUGCGAGAUUUUCAGCGGACCGGACCGAGGUGUAUUUAAUGCAUUUGGAAAAACGACGCGAUUCAAACAACUUGUACGCGUUUCGGCCAGGAGACAUUUGGAAGGAAAGCUGUAAAUCAUUAGUAUAUCCUGUCGACAUUGUCUAUAAUUCAUCCGAAAACGCUUACGAACUACGAACGACAAAACAAGCUAUCUACAAAUCUGUCCGUGGCGACGGUCUUUAA
Molecule: messenger RNA, 3261 nt
Organism: Paramuricea clavata
Lineage: Eukaryota; Metazoa; Cnidaria; Anthozoa; Malacalcyonacea; Plexauridae
Source: the annotation of a GenBank genome assembly